Mauremys mutica (yellowpond turtle) is the source of this 1971-nucleotide messenger RNA. It is a transcript of the gene CLEC11A, whose product is annotated as C-type lectin domain containing 11A. NCBI's taxonomy places the organism in Eukaryota, Metazoa, Chordata, Testudines, Geoemydidae. The transcript has 4 exons. The coding region runs from base 35 to 943 and encodes 302 amino acids. The record is from RefSeq and is a predicted model, not a curated record.
CCAGUGUGUCUGGGACGGGGGGAACGGAGCGGGCAUGGCCGUGGGGUGCGGGGUGCUGCUGCUGCUGCUGGGGUCACUGCUGGGGACCGGCCGGAGCCAGGAGCUCAGCUCGGAGGAGGAGAGACAGGCCCUGAUGCUGAAGCACCUGCAGGAAGUGCUGCAGCUGCCAGAGGAGGAGGGCGAGGGGCCCCCCGAGAUGACGCUGACAGAGCUGGCCCCCGAGGGGGGCGAGGGAGAGAAGGAGGGGGACGAUGGGGAGGGGGCACCCGUCGAGGGGGACGUUCAGCCCACCCAGCCAGCCCCGACCACAGCCGCCCCUCAGCCCGAGGAGGACGGAUUCACUUACGUGUUCUCGCGGCUGGACAGCCUGGACGCGGCCGUGCACCGGCUCAACGUGCAGUUCUACACCAUGGACCUGCGCCUGGCCCAGUUCUCGCAGGGCCUGGCCGAGCUGCGCGGGCGCCUGGCCGAGGCCCAGGAGGGGCUGAGCGUCGUCAGCCAGACCAGCACCCGCAACCAGCAGGACCUCGGCAAGAUCGACGGCUGCCUGCGGGGCCGGAGGCUCCACGCCAAAUGCUUCCUGAUCGUGAAGCAGUUCGAGGGCUACGACGGGGCGCAGGAGCUGUGCCGGCUGCGGGGCGGGAACCUGGCCAUGCCGGCCGACGCCGCCGAACUGGCCACCCUGCGCCGCUACCUGCACGAGGCCUUCCAGCCCUUCAACUGGCCGGCCUGGGUGGGGAUCCACGACCGGCGGGCCGAGGGCCUGUGGCUGUACGAGAGCGGCCAGCGCGUCUCCUUCUUCGACUGGUACCAGGACCACCUGGUGAGCCAGCCCAACGGGGGCGCCCGGGAGAACUGCGUCUCCCUCUCCUCCGACGACGGCAAGUGGUGGGACAACGACUGCGCCCGGCGCAUGUACUACGUCUGCGAGUACCGGCUCUAGGGGAGGGGGCGCGGACGGGACUGGCCCCUGGCACCCUGCGCCCAGACACCCAGCACCCCCCCCACACACCCCGGGACCCUGCAUCCCCCAGCCCGGAGACCCAGCAACCGCCCCCGGGACCCUGUGCCCAGUGACCCAGCGCCUGCCCCCUAGGAAACCAGCACCUCCCCCCCCGAGACGCUGCCCCCCCCAGCCCAGAAAUCCAGCACCUGCCUCCCCCAGGGACCCCAUAUCCCCCAGCCCGGAGACCCAGCACCUGCUCCCUAGGGACCCAGCACCCUCCCCUCCAGGGACUCUGCACCCAGAGACCCAGCACACACACCCUGGGAUUCUGCACCCCCCCAGCCCAGAGACUCAGUACCCGUCUCCCCCGAGAAAAUCAGUUCCCGAACCCCCAUCACCCACCCAUCUACUCCUGACAGGACAAUGACUGCACCUAUCUGUGAGUAGUACCAGCUCUGGGGGACCAUGACCCCCAGCCCAGAGCCCCAAACCCCCAUGCCCCGACACCUGACAAUGUAUCACCACACGUAUUUGCUCAAGGGGAAACUACUCCCACCCUCAAGAACCACCUCUGGGGAGCCCCCCCUCCCCCAAAACCAGCUUUCAUGAAGGAGGCAGCUGGCUGCCUGCUGCAGCAAGGAAAGGGUUAAUCCCUCUCCCCCAGUGCCCCCCACCCAAGUCACAGGCUGCCAGGGCCACACACACCCCCAGGUCUGAUGACCCAUCACCCAGGUGCUAGGGGGUCAAAGGUCAUCACUGUGGGGGGGGGGACACACAUGCUCCGGUCCCCAUGUCUGGCACAUUUGAAUCCCUGGCCCCAGACACACACACUGGGACAGUUCCCCCCCCCCCCGCCCUUACACAGCCCCUUGGGCUGGUCCUGCUUUGACCUCUGGUCCCCCCCCAACACAGUGCCCCCCCAGGCCUGUUCUCCCCCACAUGAGCCCCCCCCCAGGGCAGCCCUCCCCCAGUUACAUUCGCAGGCGUCGCUGGUAAAAUAGAAACUCUUUUAUUCGUUUUUAGUU